UAUGUGCAAAUUGUAUAAAUUUCAAAAUGUCUAGUACUAAAUCUUCUAAAUUACAUUUAACUGAUGAUAAAAAAGAUCAACGAAGGAGUGGUGUUGAAAUAGAAAGAGAACUUCUUCAAUCUUCGAACAUAUUUCAAGAAGGCUAUAAUUUCUCCAGAUGCAAUAGUAAAGAUAAUGACAAAAUUAUUGAAAAGUGUCUUGUACUACUAUCACUGCUGUUGGUAUUAAUAGCAUUUCCGAUAUCUUUGUUUACCAUAUUUGUGACAAUUCGUCAAUUUGAACGAGCGGUUAUUUUACGAAAUGGAAAAUUGCGAAAAAACAAAGCUUACGGGCCCGGUCUUGUCCCAUACCUACCAUGUGUAGAUACCGUCAAGUAUGUCGACUUGAGAAUUAUUUGUUAUGCUGUGCCACCUCAAGAGGCUUUAACUAAAGAUGCUUUGACUGUUGCGGUGGAUGCUGUAGUCUACUAUAAAAUUGAGGAUCCAAUUUGGGCGGUUGUCAACAUCGCUGAUUAUAAAGUGGCUACUCAAUAUUUAGCAGCUACAACCCUCCGAAAUGCUCUGGGAACUCGGAAACUAUCAGAAAUCCUGGUCGACCGACCAGCUGUCAGCUAUCAAGUCUUUGGAAACAUGAAGAAUCUGACCAUCAACUGGGGAGUCAAGAUUGUUAGAUUUGAGGUGAAAGACAUUAGUUUACCACUGCAAUUACAGAAAACAAUGGCUACAGAAGCGGAAUCAUCGCGAUUGGCGAACGCUAAAAUAAUUGUAGCCAAAGCUGAAAUAGAAUCCACGAAGAAUCUCCAAAAAGCUACUAAAUUGCUUAUGGACAACCCUUACUGUAUGCAGCUCCGAUACUUGCAAGCUCUACAGAUGAUUGCCGGCGAGAGAACGCAUACUGUCGUGAUUCCGAUUACGCCAGAUAUGUUGAAGAGCCUGUUUAAAUGAAUCAUGAGAUACGACAUACUGAACUGUAAUGUAAUGUGAACGUUUUUGGUUUGUAAAUUAAAGACGUGUUUGUA
Messenger RNA from Spodoptera frugiperda (fall armyworm), 1018 nucleotides. Its product is annotated as stomatin-like. The record is from RefSeq and is a predicted model, not a curated record. The transcript is spliced from 7 exons. NCBI's taxonomy places the organism in Eukaryota, Metazoa, Arthropoda, Insecta, Lepidoptera, Noctuidae. Gene Ontology annotation, cellular component: plasma membrane. Bases 27 to 944 code for a protein of 305 amino acids.